Geodia barretti is the source of this 2457-nucleotide messenger RNA. NCBI's taxonomy places the organism in Eukaryota, Metazoa, Porifera, Demospongiae, Tetractinellida, Geodiidae. The record is from the annotation of a GenBank genome assembly.
UGACGUCAUAAAAAUAUUAUCUAUAUACAGUCGUUUGUAACGGUUUCUUCUUCUAAAGAUUGUUGCUGGUGAUCAGAGUGCUCGGUGAGAGUCCUCUGGGUUGCCUCCGUCCCUCUGGCAGGCUUCCCGCACUUUCCGCACAACUCCUUCUCGCCGCUACACUUCCGACACACGUGGUGGUAGGCCAGCCGAACCUUUCUGCCGCCGCACAGCGUACCACUUUCUAGGGGCAGAGAGCGCCUUGUACUUGUCGUAUUUGAUCUUCCACUCAAUAAUCUCCCUGCAACGCGGACACAGACCCGCCAGCUGAACUGUCGAGGGAUCUGAUUUCUUUGUCUCGUGGAGUCUUGGCUUGUAGGUCCACGAGUUCUGGUAUCGCUGGCCUUUCUUGACGCCGUCACCCUUUCUCGUCGUGCUCAUGUUUCUAAUUGAUGCCCCACACAUCACUCUAAUUAUUGCGCGCCAUAACAAUGGCAGCAAGCGCGGAGGUCAGCAAAGAGCGUGAAGGACACCUCUGCGAUGGAUUCCUUGACAGGUUGUCGGGUUUGAUAAACAAGGAGAACGUCCACCUGAUACUCUCAGAACAGGAUGGCAUGUUGGAGACGUUGGAGGUGGCCAACGAGAAGCUCUCUCACCUCAAUGCUCUUUCUGAGAAAUGCUUUGAUCUCCACGUGGCAGAGUUCCGUACCUACACCCAGACCCUCACCAGCAUGAAGAGAGAGCUUGAUUCAGUCUUUAGAAGAAUCAGGUGACUAUCACCUGACUGAGGCAGAGCUGUGUGAAAUGUCUCUAUCUGGCAGGUUGUUGAAGUCUCGAGUUGCUAUGCAGUAUCCCGAGGCCUACACUAAAACCCAGGCUUCGCUUCAGGCAGAGCUGGACGAAAAAGAGAGACUUGAAGAAGAGGAAGAAAAUAGAUAGCAGUGAACAUAAAGUUUUUUCGUGUGUUUCUUCGGUUGCUGGACGGUGCGCUAGCUCCACCCCCGUGGUGGCGUAAGGGGAAUUCCCCGCACGACUGUAUCUGAACUGCGCAUGCUCGAGCGGAGGGGGCGAGGGGGAAUGGCUGUUCCGUUCGUGGCCGUCCAUGCAGGCAAGAGACCGCUCAGCGCCGAUUGCGAGUUCUCCCGCGAGCCUCUUCCACCUGGCAAUGCAUGGCAUAUCCAGCAUUAGCAGGGAACGGAGAUUUCCACGAAAAAAUCUAUAACUCUUUUCCUUAUUCCAUAAUUAUACAGGAGCAGGAUACCACAGUAAUUCCAAUAGUUCCGAGCUAAAAGCUGUGUGUAGAACUGCCUGCAAGGAGGCCAUGGUUCUUUUGGAGGCUGGGCAUACGAGCAGUGAUGCAAUCUCCAGAGCCAUUUCAGUUCUAGAGAACAGUCCCCUGACAAAUGCCGGUCGUGGCUCUAAUCUGACUCUGACUGGUACGGUUGAGUGCGAUGCCAGUAUCAUGGAUAGCGGAGGAGGGUUUGGAGCUGUUGGAGCUGCCUCUGGUGUGCCAAACCCAAUAUCCCUGGCGUUGAGACUGCUACAGAAAAGCUCUGAAGGCUGCCUACCUUUAGGAAGAGUCUCCCCAAUAGUGUUAGUGGCAGAAGGAGCUGGGGCCUGGGCGAGACAAGAAGGCUUGAAUCUCUGUCUUCCAGAUGACCUCAUUACUGGUUCUUUCUCUCUCCGCUCUCUUGGGCCUCACCCUCAAGUACUCUCUCCUCUCUAUCCUCUCUCUCCUCAGACAGAGCUCGGAGUGUGUACGUUGACCACAAAUCAAGACUGGAUGAAAUCACUGCUCAUCCGCCUGUCAAGAAAAGAAAGAUGCCUCCCAUUCAUAAUAGUGUUUCAGAGGCUCCGUUGGAUACGGUUGGUGCGGUAUGUGUUGACAAACGAGGGGGAGUGGCAGGAGGCGUGUCUAGUGGUGGAAUAUCGUUAAAAUUCCCAGGCAGAAUUGGGCAGGCUGCGGUGUAUGGGUGUGGAUGCUGGGCAGAGAGAGAUGCUGGUCCUCACAGUAGAGCUGUGGCUAGCAGCACAUCUGGAACGGGGGAGUACAUCAUAAAGACUAUGCUGGCCAGAGAAGCUGCCCUAGCUGCAGCCGAGGGCCAGCUUCAUGUAGCUAUGAGAGAAAAGUUCCUCGAGUCCAGACUAUUGACAGGGGUAGAGGAAAGGUUGGCUGGUGUUAUUGCUGUCUCUCUAGACCACCAAGGUGGAGUGGAGUUUUCCUGGGGACACACGACUGAGAGUAUGUGUAUUGCCUACUGCUCUUCUGCUCAGACCCACAAUGAGUCUGGACCUACUGCAUUCAUUUCAAAGCUGGAGGCAAUGGACAAGAUAGGAAAGACAGUGCAAACGGCAGGCAUUGCCUUGCACUCGUAACUAAGUAGUCAGUGCAUAUUGUCGCGAUUUUUGCAAUGACGUGUGAAAACAGCUGUCGAAGCGAGCCCCGCCCUCUUUUAUUAUGCCACGCUCACUUAUACC